Juglans microcarpa x Juglans regia is the source of this 1238-nucleotide messenger RNA. RefSeq lists its product as uncharacterized. Lineage: Eukaryota; Viridiplantae; Streptophyta; Magnoliopsida; Fagales; Juglandaceae. The transcript has a single exon. The record is from RefSeq and is a predicted model, not a curated record. The coding region runs from base 1 to 1134 and encodes 377 amino acids.
AUGGCUGAAAAUGAGAAUCAUGAUCGGGAAGUAGUGAAUCAGAAUAGGACACUUAGAGAUUAUUUACAACCUGUCAGAACUAGCACACCUUCAUGUAUAAUCCAACCUUUGAAUGCAAAUGCCUUUAACUUCAAACCUGGAAUGAUUCCAUUAAUUCCACAUUUUCAUGGCAUGGAUUCCGAGAAUCCUUACCUUCAUAUCAAAGAGUUUGAAAAGGUUUGUUCUACAUUCAUGGACCGGACUUGCACUGAGGAGGUUAUUAGACUAAAGUUGUUUCCAUUUUCUUUGAAGGAUAAGGCUAAAACAUGGCUAAAUUCAUUGAGACCUAGAACCAUAGGCACAUGGCAAGAAAUGCAAACUGAAUUUUUGAAGAAAUUCUUUCCAAUACAUAGGACAAAUGCACUUAAAAGACAAAUCAUGAACUUUACCCAAAAAGAUUCUGAAACUUUUUAUCAAAGUUGGGAAAGAUUCAAAGAUCUUUUAAAUGCUUGUCCUCAUCAUGGUUAUGAAAAUUGGCGUUUGAUAAGUUUUUUUUAUGAAAGUUUGACACCUAAAAUGCGCCAAUUUGUACAAACCAUGUGUAAUGGAGAAUUUUUUGACAAAGAGCCUGAGGAAGCAUUUGAAUAUUUUGAUUACCUUGCUGAAAAUGCUCAAUCUUGGGACACAACUGAUGUGCAUGAUAGGUCUAGGCAAGUUGAGUCUGGUCAUGGAAAAUAUACUUUGAAAGAAGAUGAUGAUUUGCGUGCUAAAUUAACUUUGUUGUCUAGAAAAAUGGAAGCUAUGGAAUUAAAAAAGGUAAAUGAAGUGCAUGCUGUCCAUAAAAAUUCAGAGAAGUGUAGCAUAUGUGAGGAUCAUGGGCAUUCAACUAAUGAGUGUCCCACGAUCCCCGCAUUCAAAGAGGUAUUGUUAGACCAAUCUAAUGCUGUAAAUAUGAUACAAAAACCAUAUUCUGGUCCUUAUUCUAAUUCUUAUAAUCCAGGAUGGAAAAACCACCCAAAUUUUGGGUGGAGGAAUGACCAGCAAGUAGCUCCAGCAGCCUUGGCUCCGGGACCCUCUCAACUCGCAAUUCAAGCACCUCCAAUGCAAAAGAAGGGAUUUGAAGAGACAGUACAGCAAUUGUCAAACACCUUGUAGCAGUUUAUGCAAGGUCAAGCAACAAUCAACAAUCAAAACUCUCAAGCGAUAAAUGACAUUCGGAGCACACUUACAAAGAUGACUACGACAUGGAGCUCUCAAGA